GUACUUAACCCAAAUGUUAAGCUCUUAAUUAGAACACUUCUUUCUUAUAUACGUUGCAUAGUCUUAACAUAAAAGCUGUGGUGAUUUUGAACGAAACCUGCCAUUCUCCGGCGGCUCCUGAUGGCUACUCUCUACCGCGCAGUUCACUACUGGCUGGUCGACCACCCAAUCAUCACCCAAUACGAGUGGAAGCCCCGUCAAUCACCCGGCGCCUCCCCCCUUUUCCUCUCCAUCACCGUCACCUUCUACCUCUCCCUCACACUCCUCCUCCACCGCUACCCCACCCUCCCCCCCCCCCCCUCCUCCGCCCUCCGCCUCGCCGCCGUCUUCCACAACGCCACCCUCUGCCUUCUUUCCGGCGUCAUGGCCGUGGGCUGCGCUCUCUCCGUGCUCCACCAAACGCCCCCCGACAACCCUAGCUGGUGUAUAUGCUUCCCCGCAGGCAGCACCACGCCGCGUGGGCCCACGUUCUUCUGGGCCCACGUGUUCUACUUCUCUAAGAUCCUCGAAUUCGUCGACACGCUCCUAAUCCUCCUCAGUGGGUCCUGCUCACGUCGCCUCUCCUUCCUCCACGUCUACCAUCACGCGGUGGUGCCGGUAAUGUGCUACCUGUGGCUGGCAGCGGCCCAGACGCUGAUGCCGGUGGGGCUGGUGACCAACGCCGCCGUGCAUGUGCUAAUGUACGCCUACUACCUUCUGUCAGCUAUAGGGCUUCGACCCGGGUGGAAGAGGAUGGUGACAAAUUGCCAGAUUACGCAGUUUUUGUAUGGAUAUCUGGUUUCGGGUUUGAUGCUGUACCUCCACUUUACAGGGUCGGGUUGCUCCGGGUUCGGGGCCUGGGGGUUCAGCACCCUGUUCACGACGUCGCUUUUGGCACUUUUCGUUAACUUUCAUCUGAAGAAUUACGCCCACGCCCGGAAAAUGAAACCGGCCGAUAGGCUGGUUCUUGGCAAGGAUAAACGGCCGUGAUUUUACUUGGGACAUGCACGCAUUGGUGACUCCCGCCAAUCUCGGGCUUGUCAUUUGAUUCCUUGAUGGAAGGCGGUUGUACUUUUUUUUUUUUUAAUAAAGUCGCAUGAAAUAAAUUGAGUUUAGAGUUUGUAGUAAGUGAGGAAGUAGUUGUUUGUUCUCUUUCUUCUUCCUAGCUAACUUUGAUACUUAAUUAGCUGUAUAUAUAUAUUGCAUCGAUAGGUAACCCAUAAAAGUGGUCUCUUAGCAUAUUAAAACUGUACGCCGAUUGCAUAUAUGAUACAGAUCGCACAAUUUGGGGUCGGGUCCUGAAUCUAGUACUUUGAAAUCGGGUCGCUAAAUCUCUCUUUGAGCUUCUUACGAGUGGAUCUUAAGAAUGGAACACACGUUAGACUUGCUGGGCAUCCCCCAACUAAGGUCUUCCAAUACUUAAGUUAUAAAGUGGGGUCGAAAUCAAUUAGUAGUGGGCGAAUGAGAUCUAAAACAUGAUAAAAUACACUUGCAUAAAUAUUCAUAAAUGCAAGUAUUUAUAACGUACGGUACUGCAUAUUAUGGUGCCACGUGGCAUCAUCUGGAUGUGCUGGUGUCAGGUAAUCCAACAACUAUUUCGGCAAACGGGUCAAUUGAUCCGGGUCCAACCCGACCCGCUCCUUUAUGCGCAGAUCCUGA
Sesamum indicum (sesame) is the source of this 1638-nucleotide messenger RNA. RefSeq names its product fatty acid elongase 3-like. Gene Ontology annotation, molecular function: fatty acid elongase activity. Gene Ontology annotation, biological process: fatty acid elongation, polyunsaturated fatty acid; fatty acid elongation, monounsaturated fatty acid; sphingolipid biosynthetic process. Gene Ontology annotation, cellular component: endoplasmic reticulum membrane. NCBI's taxonomy places the organism in Eukaryota, Viridiplantae, Streptophyta, Magnoliopsida, Lamiales, Pedaliaceae. The record is from RefSeq and is a predicted model, not a curated record.